Messenger RNA from Apus apus (common swift), 4251 nucleotides. It is a transcript of the gene TCOF1, whose product is annotated as treacle ribosome biogenesis factor 1. The record is from RefSeq and is a predicted model, not a curated record. Bases 1 to 3204 code for a protein of 1067 amino acids. The transcript has 18 exons. Gene Ontology annotation, molecular function: protein binding. Lineage: Eukaryota; Metazoa; Chordata; Aves; Apodiformes; Apodidae.
AUGGACAUUAUUGAAACUUCCAAAAAUAAACCUCUGCCAAACUGGAAAAUCACAGGAUCGUUUGGGUUGGAAAAGACUGUUCAGAUCAUCCGGUCCAACCGCUCACCCAGCCCUGCCGAGCCCAGCACUAAACCGUGUCCCUCAGCGCCACAUAUACGUGGCUUUCAGAUGCCUCUGGGGCUGGGACUACGUUUCCCGGCAGGCCGCGCGGCGGAAGCGGAAGCGGAAGCGGCGCGGGGCACGCGGGCCGGGGCCGGGCCGAGCGGGCCAUGGCGGCGGAGGGGCGGGGGGGGGCGGGAGCUGCUCGCCCUCAUCCACCAGCACCUGCUGCGCGGCGGCUUCGCCCGGGCGGCCCGCGAGCUGCAGGCGCAGAGCGGGCAGAAGUUGCUCCCUUCCCUCUCGGCCUCUCUUGAGGACAUCUUCACCCACUGGGAAAAAACUCCCUCAAAUUCCAGGAGAAGAAAGGUGAGUGAUGAGGAGGCAGCCAUCCCAGAAAAAAUCCGAGUUCCUGAUCCUGUGAGCAGCUCUGAGAGCUCAGAGAAGGAAGAGGAUGAGAAAGAGAAGGCGAAAGCUGCAAACGCAGCCAGCCUUUCCCUGCCCACCAACUCAGCAGUGACUAUAGACAGCAGUGAAGAUGAGGACUCCUCAUCAGAAGAGGAGACUUCAGCUGGGAAGGGUGCAGUUACGGUGACCCCAGCUGUGGUGGGUGGCAAAGCUGCCAACUCCCUGCACUCUCCUCACAAACCUGCUGCCCCAGCAGGCAGAGCUGCGGCGCUCGCUGCUCCCAGCAGGACUGUGCUCUCCAAUAAGCAGCAGCCCAGUGCACCGGUGGCUGCUGCAACUCCGGCCAAGGCUGGGCAGAAACUGCCCAGUCCUGGGAAGCCUGGACAGGCUACAACAGCAGUGGCCAAAGUAGGUCAAAGCAAAGCACCAGUAGUGACCAAAGCAGCAGGAACCUCCAGCAGCAGCAGCUCCUCGUCAGAGAGUGAGGAGGAAAAAGAGACGCCGGCUGCGAAUGUCCCGGCUCCCAAAGUAGAGCUGAAGCAGGCAGCUGGGGCUGCUGAGAGCAGCAGUGAGGAAUCGAGUGAUGAGACAUCCUCUGAGGAGGAGCUUGCAACUCCAGCAGGCCAGGCAAAACCAGCUACAAAACCAGCUCAGGUUAAUGCAGAACCUCUGAAAAGUGCUCCUGGUGCUUCAGUGUCCCUCAAGAAGAAUACAGUGAGGCAAACAGCAGCAGCACCAAACCAGACCAAACCUGCAUCCACAACAGUUCCUGGGGCUGCAAAGCCCGAUGACGCCUCAGAGAGCAGUGACUCCUCAGACAGUGAAGAUGAGGAACCUCCAUCAGUAACACAAGCAAAGCCACCUCCAAAAUCCUCCCAAGCCGUCCCACCCCCAGUGAAACCUACACCAGCAACAUCACUCUCUGGCAAAGCAAAUCCAGCAAAAACACUUCCAUUGUCCCAAGGGAAGCCAGCCCCAAAACUGGGAGUACCACAGCAGGCCAAAACCAAGCUGGGAAAGACUUCUGCUCCUGCAAAGCCUGCUGAAAGCACAAAGCCAGCAGACAGCUCCGAUUCCUCAGGCAGUGAAGACGAGAGUCUCCCUGUGCCCAUCAGCCAGAAGAGGUUAACAGAACAGGCUGGGCCUGUUCCCAACCUGAGCCAGGCUGAUAAAGCUGAGCUCCCUGAAAAAGCAGUGGGAAGCACCUUGAAAAGCCAAGUCUCAGAAAGUGGGAGCAGUGACUCAUCUGACAGUGAAGAGGAGUCCCCAGCAGCACAGACACAGCCUCCGCAAGCUGUGAAAACCAAUGCUGUGCCCCAGCCAACAAAUGUGAAGAAAGGACCAGCUCCAGCACCAGUGCCAGCCCCUCCACCUGUGGACAGCAGCGAUGAUUCCAGCGAGGAGUCCGAUUCAGAGGAGGAGAUUGUGCCCCCUUCUCAGGUCCUCACUCCUCCUUCCCUAAAGCAAACGGUUCCCAUGGGAAAAGCUCCUCCAGCCAACACUGCUGUCCCACAGACUGCUUCACUGCUGGGAAGUCCCACCACCAAGUCAAGGAAGCCAGGCCUGCAGGCAGUGCAGGAUGCCAGGCUGAGCCAGACCAUGCCACCCGCCCAGGCAGAGGAGACCUCAGACAGUAGCAGUUCCUCAGAUAGUGAUGAGGAGAAGAAGCCCAAGCAGUCCCCCAAACCUGGGUCGCAGCAGAAACCAGGAGGGACCCAGCCAGCCCAGAGCUCCUCCUCGGAGUCCAGUGAGGAAGAGACAAUGUCACAGUCCCUCCUUACAAGCUAUCUGGGCCUCUCCAGUACCACAGCAGCACCUCAGGCAUCAAAGACAGUUCCUCCCCAGCCUGCAGGCAAGGUGGGGCAAGGGAAGGCAGCCGUGGCUGCUGCCAACUCCUUUCCCAAGUCCUCUGUGAGAGCAGCCCCAGCCAACAGCUCCAGCAGCGACAGCAGUGAUUCCGACACUGACAUCGACCAGGUGGCUGCAAACCACAAAGCAGAAAACAACCUCCCUCCAGAGCAGGAAGUCACCGGAGCCUCCAACAAAGAGAAGGGGGCACAAAAAACAAAGCCAGGUCAUGCCAGCCUCAAACCUCCCCCAGUCAAGAAAGCCCUGACUGUGAAAGAGAAUGAUGUUGGGGCAAAAGGGGCACAGGUGCUCCCAGCAUCACAUGAAGUGUCGUCCAUCCCACAGUCAGAGGAGUCAAACUCGGGGAGCGAAACGGAGGUCACCUCUGCUGCCAAAGUUCCUGUAGUGCAAAUGCUGGAAGGGCUGGAAGGGAAAAAGAAGAAGAAAAAGGAGAAAAAAGAGAAGAAGGAAAAGAAGAAAUCUUCCUCCACAGCAGACAAGGCUGUGAAAACAUCUAAGAGCAAUGACAAAGAGAAUAAGAAGCAGAAAACAUCUCAGAAGCGGAAACUGCCAGGAGAGGAUGGGGCUGUUGGGCAGCCCAAGGAGAAGAAGAGGAAAGGGCAAGCUAAUGAAGAAGUACCCAAAAAGAAAAAGAAGAAAGCAUCUGGUGAUGUGGAGAAGCUGCCAGGCAGCAAGGAAAAGAAAAAAUCAGCUAAAAAAAAAAAGACUGGAAAAGAAAAGAAGAAGAGCAAAAAGGUGUCUUUGGAAGGGGAGCCUGUAGCAGAUGGCUCUGCUGAGGUUCACAAGAAGAAGAAGAAGAAGAAGAAAACAGCUGAGCCUGAAGGACUGUGAGAAGGUACAUGGCCUGUGGCAACUGUCAAUUGGCAGCUCUGAACGGCGGUAACCUUGGCCAAAUUCAGUUCUCCUGGGCCACUCUGGGGAAGACAAAUGUGCCCUCUAAAUGCUCGCUGAGUCAGCCUGGCCUUAGAUUAAAGGGCCAGGGAGUGGAGCAAUGCAAGGAAAGUCACACAGCAGUGUGCUGGCUUCUCUGGAUGUGUUUGACCUCAACUCUUUAGCUGCUGAGAACUGGAUGUCCAGCCUGGACGUUGCUGUCCUCUUGUCACCAGCAGAGAUGAGUGGCCUCUGGCAGUGUCUGUCUGUCCCUGCUGACCCACAGGGAGCUUGGAAAAGUGGUGUGGAUUAGCUGGUGGUGAUGUUGCCACCUGGAAGUGGACAAGAUGGCUCUGCCCCUGCUCUGCUCAGCUGUAAGGCUGUUGUCCUCCUCCCCAUCCCUAACUCUUUUAACUCCUCUCCCCCAAAGGUACCGCAUCCCUGUGAUUAAGGAUUUAUGGGUGAAGAUCAAGCAGAAGAGAGGAAAAGAAAGCUCACCAGGAGAAUUCCAACUUUUUUUUUUUUUAAUAAUAAUUUAUAACUACUUUUAACUGUGACUUCUAGAGCAGAGUGCUGUAACUUUGUCUCUUCCUGCCCUGCAGGGGCCCAGAGAUGUGUUCUUGCCCCCCUUGAUGGCUCAGUUGUUGCACAGGAACCGAACUGAGGGAGGCAGUUUGACCAGAGAAGAGCCAGCUUGCAGAAACUGCUUUCCUCCUCGUUGACACCCUGCCACCUCUUACUCUUUCUCAUCACAGAGUUAUAUUUUUAAGAGAAACUUUUACCUUUCCUCCCCCCCCUUCUGUGAUUAUAGUGGUGUCAGUCCUUUUGCUACUAUGGGAGAGAGAAAACUCUCGGGUUUCGUUUUUAUCCUAAUACUGACGACAGUGGUUAUCAUGUCCCUGGAGUUGCACUGAACAGCUGUGUCCAGCAGCUGUUCUCAGCCAAGACGGUGUAAUUUUUUUUUUGUGGGGUUUUUUUAAUGGAAUAUUAAAUAAAAAAAAGGUGAUA